AGACGCCAGGAACGCCCCGGGAGUGAGGAGAGGAGAGCGUGGGAGUCACGCGGAGAAGCCAGACCCGGACGCCGACCGGGCACUGGUGGCGCUGCCGGGGUCCCGAGGGUUCCUGGACCCCCUACCCCAGGCCCCUCCAAAGCAACUGGGGUAAACCAGACGCACUGUGAGGCCAGCGCAGCUGCUGGACACGGUCCCCGGCGCCGCUCCAACCAGACCGCGACCGCUAAGCCCCUCCUUUCGAGAAACUCUGGGGCCGCCCCUGGAAGUGGCGGGGCGAAGGGACCGGAGGAGGGACCGGAGGAGCGAGGCGCGCGGCGCAGCGAUGGAGCCGGUCAGCGCGGGCGCGGAGGCCGGCAUGGAGGGCGCGGGAGGUGACCCGUACCGGCGACCUGCGCGGCGCACGCAGUGGCUGCUGAGCGCCCUGGCGCACCACUACGGGCUGGACCGCGGCGUGGAGAACGAGAUCGUGGUGCUGGCCACCGGCCUGGACCAGUACCUGCAGGAGGUCUUCCACCACCUGGACUGCCGCGGCGCCGGCCGCCUGCCCCGCGCCGACUUCCGCGCGCUCUGCGCUGUGCUGGGGCUGCGCGCGGAGGGGGCCACCACGGCCGGGCAGGCAGCAGGUGACGGGAACUCCAGAGAUGUGACCCCCGGGGAUGCGGCCGCUGAGUUGGCCACGGACGGGGACUCAGAUACCGACGAAGAGGCGCGCCUGGCGCUGCGCGCCGAGCCGCCGGAGCUCACCUUCCGCCAGUUCCACGCGCGCCUCUGCGGCUACUUUGGCACCCGUGUGGGGCCCCGGCUGCCCCGCGGCGCUCUCAGCGAGCACAUCGAGACGCAGAUCCGCCUGCGCCGUCCGCGCCGCCGCCGCCGCCCGCCCUGCGCGCCUGGCCCCGACAGCGGUCCUGACUGUGAGCGCGUUGCGCGGCUGGAGGAGGAGAAUAGCAGCUUGCGCGAGUUGGUGGAGGACCUGCGCGCCGCGCUGCAGAGCAGUGAUGCGCGCUGCCUAGCACUGCAGGUCGGACUCUGGAAGAGCCAGGCGAGCACCCACGAGAUGGGGCACGGCGGGCCGGAGGCUGCGGUGCGGGAGCUGCGUCAGGCGCAGGAGCUGCGGCAGGUGCAGGGCGCCCUGGCUGCGGCGGAGGCCCGCGCUGGGCGGCUGCGCCGUGGCCAGGCCGAGGUGCGGCGGCGCGCGGAGGAGGCCCGGCAGGUGGUGCUGCGCAGCCUGCACCGCGUGCGAGAGCUGGAGGCGCUGGCGCAACAGGUGCCCGGCUUGCAGCGCUGGGUGCGGCGGCUGGAGGCGGAGCUGCAACGCUACAGGUCAGAGGAUUCCCAGCUCCCAACCCCGCAGCCAGCCAGCCCAGAGCCAGGAGACAAGAGUAAUGAACCUGAAGAUGCUGGGACCAGAGACCCAGACCCCACUCCAGAGGGAGCCUGGCAGUCAGACAGCAGCUCUGGAAGCAGAGCCCUGGAUGAAGCAGUGGACGAGCAGCUGUUCCGCUCCGUGGAGGGCCAGGCCGCCUCUGACGAGGAGGAGGUGGAGGAGGAGAGGUGGCAGGAGGAGAAGACGACGCCGGCAGCGGAGGCCAAGACACUGCUGGCCCGGCUCUCCAGCUGCAGAGGCAGGUGUGAUGACCAGACGGCGGAGAAGCUCAUGACUUACUUUGGUCACUUCGGCGGUGCCGACCAUGCCCAUACCCUGGGGGAGCUGGAGGCCUGCAUUGCCAUGCUGGUGGAGCAGCUGAGGACUCAGGGCUGCGGUGGGAGGACCCUGGGGACCUCUGGGGAGGAGGCAGAGUUGCAGCAGAAGGUGGAAGAGAAUGAGCACCUGAGGCUGGAGCUGCAGAUGGUAGAGACCGAGAGGGUGCGGCUGUCCCUGCUGGAGGAGAAGCUGGUGGACGUGCUGCAGCUCCUGCAGAGGCUCCGGGACCUGAACAUAUCGAAAAGAGCCCUGGGGAAGAUUUUGCUGAGCACGCUGGACGCUUUCAGGGACCCCACCCACGAGGGAAGGCCCAGCCCUGCAGCCAUCCUGGAUGCCCUGCACCAAGCCUUGGCUGCCUGCCAGCUGUUGCGGAGACAGCCCUCGGCACCAGCCUCUGCAGCAGCUGCGCUCACCAACCCCCUCCUCGUCUCCUGCUGAGGUUACUGGCCCACCCUGUGGGCACCCUGCUCAGCCUGACUGCCUUUGGACCAGCCUCCAUGAUCAGCCCAACCACUGACAGCUGGUCUGACCACCGUCACAUCAUCAGAACUUGAGUCUCUGCUGGCUCCUUCCAAGGUUUAGCCCGAGCCCAGAGCCUCCCAUUGCAGCACCUGGCAGCCACCCCUUCCUUGGGCUCCUCCACAUUACCUCGCAGCCCCUGCAUUCCUGCCACCAGAGUCCACAUUAAAGCCCUGCAGUUGCUGGA
This is a messenger RNA of Pan troglodytes (chimpanzee), 2411 nucleotides long. RefSeq names its product EF-hand and coiled-coil domain containing 1 (gene EFCC1). NCBI's taxonomy places the organism in Eukaryota, Metazoa, Chordata, Mammalia, Primates, Hominidae. Bases 326 to 2143 code for a protein of 605 amino acids. The record is from RefSeq and is a predicted model, not a curated record. The transcript is spliced from 8 exons. Gene Ontology annotation, molecular function: calcium ion binding.